Molecule: messenger RNA, 1215 nt
Organism: Acipenser ruthenus (sterlet)
Lineage: Eukaryota; Metazoa; Chordata; Actinopteri; Acipenseriformes; Acipenseridae
Exons: 3
Coding region: 319-1215 (298 amino acids)
Source: RefSeq, a predicted model, not a curated record
GGUCAUCAUGUAGGGCUAUACCAACUCCGGCAGGGGCGCGGGGGUAACCUGAAUUCAAAUAGAAUGAGCUACAAACAGCUCGUUUACAACAUUAACAUUGAAAGUCUUAUUCGUUUUUAAUUAAAGCAUCCCCGGUAUCAGAAUUCCCUUUGCAGUCCAUAUUAGAUUAAUUUGCAAGCCUCGCUGAACAGUUUGUAUUUUGCGAUUGGUAUAUUCCUUGUUCCGCAGAGCGUCCCCCGUUCAGUGGGAGGCAGACCCGUUCAGAGACUGAGGGAGAGGAGAGAGGAGCACCUUCUAAACAGAAUCCCGUGUGCUGCCAUGGACAGUGUGAAGAUGGAGUCUGUCCAGAUUAAAGAGGAGUUCCCUGAACUCGAACCUCUCCCCUUUACACUGGAGUUCUCUGGGCUGGCUUCCCUCCCCAUUAAACAGGAGCUCUGUGAGAUGCAAUGUGACAGCAGCCAGCCAGAGGUCUCUGAGAUUAAAGCUGAGCACAAUGAAUUGGAGAUCCCCCAGACAGAAGAACCCCUUCCUGUGAAACAAGAAGAGGUGCUGGAAACUGUCCGUAUUAAACAGGAGCCACCUGAAGUGGAGUUUGAGCACAUGGAACUAGGGAAGGAAGAAUCCGAGGACUUCAAACCAAACAUCCCUGAGCUGGAGCCUGUACGCCUGCGGGAGUGUAGCGUGGUGCUGGAGAGAAUCUGCGUGAGAGAGCAAGGCGCUGGAGAGGAAGGCUCUUCCAGCAGCACGCAAGGAGGUGGACAGGGAGACGGGCGAUCACAUUCAGAAUGCAGUCUAGCUGAGCCGGGCGGGGGAGGAGCCACCGUCUCCAGAGCCGGGAGGGGGAGGAGCCACCAUCUCCAGAGCCGGGCGGGGGAGGAGCCACCGUCUCCAGAGCCGGUAGGGGGAGGAGCCACCGUCUCCAGAGCCAGGGAGGGGGAGGAGCCACCGUCUCCAGAGCCGGGAAGGGGGAGGAGCCACCGUCUCCAGAGCCAGAAGGGGGAGGAGCUGCUGUAUCCCAGAGCCACAGAGGGAGAAGCUGCUGUAUCCCAGAGCCACGAGGGAGGGGCUGCUGUAUCCCAGAGCCACAGAGGGAGGGGCUGCUGUAUCCCAGAGCCACAGAGGGAGGGGCUGCUGUAUCCCAGAGCCACAGAGGGCGGGGCUGCUGUAUCCCUUGUGGGGAAAUGGCUGGGGUUUAAGGGGGAGGGGAUUAUUUAA